UGUCUGCUGUUGCAAUGGCGUUUGCUGCGACAGCACUUUACGGCAGCAGGGAAACCGAGGCGAAAGCAGCGACUAACGUCGCCAGCGGAGACGUUGUCGCCUCAAAAAUACUCGGAUUUAUGCAAUAUUCGGUGAACUAGCUUGUAUGUGUUUUGUAUAUCCAUUCGCCUUGUGGGUGAGAUUUUGUCCGACGUUUUCCAACCGUGAAUCUCCACCUUAAUGCGGUGGGAUGGCCACAGUGCCGCCUGGGCCUAGUAACGCACUGCCUGCAUCCCCGGCUGAAAUUCCUCCUUUCCCCGGGGCAGGGGGCGCGGAGCCGGCGGGGGAACACGGGGGACCGGCCUGCCGCAGGGAGGACUGUGUACCCGCCGGUACAGGGAAGGAGUCGCAGCCGGUAAGCGAAGUGAAAAGGUCCGUGAAGGAGAAGCAGAAAAACAUGCUAGCGCGAGCUAGCCCGCCGGCGCUGCACCUUAAAAUGCAAGCCCGAGAGCAGCAGCAGCUGAACGGCUUGGUCAGCCCCUCAGAGGACGCUCACAGCCACCAACACGCAGGGAACCGACCUGACAAUCCGACACCGUCCAUGGACGACUGUGACAGCAGCAGCAGCGGCAGCAGCGAGGGGGCUCCGGCCGCUAGAAACAAUAGUGAGCAUUGCCAACACGAAGGCCACAGCCCCUUCUCUGAAAACGGCAGCCACUCUCCCCUGGUCAACAAUAGCGUGAACGGCAUGCCGGGUUUCACGAGGACCGAGGCGGCCCACAGGCACCUCGACGACGAGGCCACAGAGGAGUUCGACCACACGGAGCCGCCGAGAUCGUCGAGCGAGGAGCCGCCGGACGCCUCGGGCCCCGGCGGAGAGCACGGCCCCGCCGACCCGCAGCAGCCGCAGCCGCCGCCGGCCGCAGAGCUGGCCCGGCUCGACCUGAACAGCUCCCCGGGCCGAGCGGAGGAGGACGGCCACGGCAUCCGAUACGUGCGCUACGAGUCCGAGCUGCAGAUGCCGUGGAUCAUGAGGUUGAUCACCAAGGACUUGUCUGAGCCUUAUUCAAUUUAUACGUACAGGUACUUCAUCCACAACUGGCCGCAGCUCUGCUUUCUGGCCAUGGUGGAACAAGAGUGUGUCGGAGCCAUCGUAUGUAAGCUUGACAUGCACAAGAAGAUGUUCCGUCGUGGCUACAUCGCCAUGCUGGCCGUGGAUUCAAAACACAGAAGGAAAAGCAUUGGCACUAAUCUCGUGAAGAAGGCCAUCUAUGCCAUGGUGGAGGGUGACUGUGACGAGGUUGUUUUGGAAACCGAGAUCACCAACAAAUCAGCCCUGAAGCUGUACGAGAACUUGGGUUUUGUUAGAGACAAGCGGCUGUUUAGAUACUACCUGAAUGGAGUGGACGCGCUGCGGCUCAAACUGUGGCUUCGCUAAAAGAAAACAAGUAGAGGGGAUUGGGGGGGAGGACAUGACAGCGGGUGCUGUUCACCUCCUACACGUUCAGCUCGAAAGCCUCAGCUCGGCCCUGGUCAUUUCACUCUUAUAUACACAAAUGCACACAGUUCAUACACAGACGCACACACACACUCACACCUGUGCACAACCACGAGGAGUAUGCACAUUGGUAUGCAUAGACAUGCAGACACACCCUCUUUUUGUCCUUGACUUCUGAACAACUGUUGUUUAGGCAGAAACGGACCGAAAUCCCACCUGAUGUUCAUGAAGGGGCCCCUGAUACUUUCUGUGACGAGGAAGGGGCAGGUGAGGGCGGUCUCUGGGAUGACCUUUACUGGGGACUAGAUGACCCUUUGACCUUCAAGCUUGGAAGCCGUAUCGAUUGGAACAGGGGUUUUGAGGCAGCUCAGAUGAGGACGCAGAGCCAAACCAAAUCCUUCUGCAGGACACAGGACAAGACUUCGAGGAAACGACACCACGUCAAACAAGGAAGCAGGGCAGUAAAAACAGACUGGGAAGAAAAUAAUUGUGGAGUUUAUUUUUGUGUUUAUUUUUUAACAUUGUUAAGUGGACCGGGGAUGGAAAAAGCUAUUGUAUGACUGCGUGUUUGUAUGUUGUGUUUUUUGGGGGGUGGGGAGCAAGUGUUUAGCUGGUUUUUGUGUGUAUGUUGUGUGGUUGGUUUUUCGCUGUGAGCAAGAGAACAUGUUGGUGUGACUGCGUGUGAGCGAAUGAUUGGUUGAAACCCUGCGUACUGUUGUGCGUUUUGUUUCCCAUCCUGUCUCCAUCACCUCCAGGACUGAACGCCUGUCAAGAUAUGCAUGCAUUUAUUUUGUGUGUGUGUGUGUGUGUGUGUGUGUGUGUGUGUGUGUGUGUGUGUGUGUGUGUGUGUGUGUGUGUGUGUGUGUGUGUGUGUGUGUGUGUGUGUGUGUGUGUGUGUGUGUGUGUGUGUGUGUGUGUGUGUGUGUGUGUGUGUGUGUGUGUGUGUGUGUGUGUGUGUGUUUUGAACCCAGUCUGAGGCCUACCCUCUGAUCCCUUCCUCUGUUUGGUGUAAGCAUGUUGGUGCAGAGCAGUUGAUCGAAAACAAAUCACUCCAUUAGCACCUCAAACUGUGCCCAGUCGGUGGAUCUGCCACCUUUUUCGCUUCAUUGUCCUUCAUUAAAUCUCUCGUGACGGAGUGUGGGUGAGGAGUUUAUUUUUUAUCUCCUAUUUUUUGCAGAUCCGAACUUGUUUUCCCUAAAUGCACUGCCAGCCACUGCAAAAUCCCCAGAAAACGAGACAUUGGAGUCCCUCAAAGACAUUUCUUGCCAAUGAUGGUGCAGUCAAACUCUCCUAGUCGUCUCAGUUUACUUCUUUAUAUUGUUGAUCUCCUUGUUGCAAGUGCCACUCAAUCCAUCAGAACUCUCAGCCUUGACUGCAGUGGUCCGCCCGCUAAAAGGCGACACGCCGCAGUGUCGGCCUGCUUCUCGUCUGCCAUCAGCACCAGACCGGAGGCAAAGUGUUACACAUGCUGGAUUCCUGUUUGAGUGUGCUGUGUGGGUGUGUGUGUUUAUCUCUUGGUUUAAAAAGAAAAAAAGGAAAAUAGACAAGUAUUCUUAGCAGAUUAUAUUAUAUUCUUUUGUUCGCUUUCAGUUUAUUUAGAUAUACUUCAAUACACCUGUAUAACCUCACGCUGCUGUAAGCGGCUGAGUCCAUAGUGCACUUCCCAGGUGACCUAAAUCGAUGCACAACCAACCUCGCUAACAUUUUAAGAUCUCCCGCCCGGAAUACGUCAUAGAUGCAUCCGGGCGUUUCAAUCCACACUAAUUUUGGCAAAGAAACUUUGCUUCAGCCGCUUCUGUUGUUUGUUUGUUUUUUCCUUUAAAAGUAAAAUGAACAAAGGUCAGAUCCACUUCUUUUGAAAAAAAUUGCUGCAGUGUGUAUGUGUACGUGUACGUGUGAAUGUGUCCUGUUAUUUUGACAACGGUGUGGAUCUGUUCUGAUAGGCUUUUAUUUCUCCACUCUCAGAGGCCCCCGCACAGGAAAUUCCGAGCCUUUAUGGUGCUGUGUUUUGUUACACCCUAAUGAGGACUCUUAUUAGUAUUAGGAAGGAACAAAAGCGCAUGCUUUCUUCCUUUCCAGGAUUUGAGUUGGUACUCAGUGUUAUACAGAAGGCAGGCAGCAUAGUCAGGGAAAAUAAACCCAAUUUGUUGUUUAUUUAAUUUAAAUUUGACAAAAAAUAUAACCGGUUGUGCAUGCAAUUUUUGCUAACAAGUAUUUCAAAUUAUGCAAUUGGUCAUCUGCGUACUUUCAUCCUGCCUGCAAUAUUCAGAGUAGAAAGCACUCCCAGACACUGCCAUGUAACACUACCCAGCUCCAUAAAAAGAAAACCAGAUUACAAUCUGCCACAGAUUUUGUCGGGACAUAAACAAACUCUUCAACUUUAGAUGUUUAGAUUAUUUAAAGACAAAUUAGCGUGUCUCUAUGAUCUACUACAUUAAAUUGGGUUUAUUUCCCCUUUCAACUGAGAGAUUUCAUCCCAGGAGCCCAGGACUGGAAGGGAGAGUAGAUGUUUACAGAGUUGCCACCCACGUAACAGCCUGUGUAUCUAAGUUUGCGUCUGUGUGCAAUUGGAACAAUGAAUCAGAUGACCUAUUUUCGUUUAUUUUAUUUUAUUUUUUUCAGAUUUGUAUAAGAGUGUUGUUUUAUUCAUCUUAUUUGAGAGCAUGUUUUUUUUUCUCAGUGAAUCACCUGUUGGGAAAGGGGGUGAUUUUGGUUGAUUCAUCAAAUUUUUGUUUUAUUUUUAAUUUCUGUGCGACUUAGCCCAUCCAGAGAUUUAACAAGAACAAUGAGCAUACAAAACUAUCUGUACCCUAAACGACAGUUAUCACCUUUGCUGCUCAUCCUGUACCAAUUUCAAAUCUCUCCCUGUUCAAACUCCUCCUGAUCAAUUCUGGAGGUUUUAAUCUAUUGUCCCUGUCGACACGUGUCUCCCCAUUCUUCUGUGUUCUUGUGCUGUUUGGGCCUUUUCUUCUAUUACACUGACUACUGAUGGAGGGACAGACUGGACGGGUCACACCGUAACAAUUAGCCCAUCUUGCUCUUUCAAACCAGCUGUCAGCAGGAAGAGGUGUUUUAGAUAUUGAAGGAAAAUGGUCUUGUUAUCUUCUUGAUGUUUUAAUCCUGUGAAACUCUGGCAGUUCCAUUAGGUAUAUGGGCAUUACAGCCUGCCGCGGUGAGCCAAAGGGCUUCAUCAUCACUAUCAAGUUUGUAGCCAUGGCUUGUAGUGUUGCAUAGUUUUACCCAACUCUCUCUGUGACAAAGACACCUCUGCAUUUGAAAUUGGUUUUGACUUGACAUGCCAGUUGGGUGUUCACAUAUGUCAGAAGCAGUUUUUUCCCCUCUUAUUCUGGACAUCCACUGUUCUAUCCAGGUUGCUUUUUCAAACAAUGUCCACCCCACCUCUGUCCUCACCCAAGGUGAUCUGCAAUUCUACAUUUACAACUACAAAUUCCCCCCAGAAACCAGUUUGUUGGUGAGCUAAUUGACAGUUGUAUUGGAUGGCUCUGCACCACAGAAUGCUACCAACCAACCACAGGGGCUUCCUGCAGUGUUUUAAGAGGCGGCCAGCACCGCCCCCACUGACAUCCAUGAAGUGUGCAAAGGGGGAGAGCAAAAGGUUAUUUUGCAUGUCAGAUUUCUUUUUCCCCCUGUCCCUCUUCCCUGUCCCCUCUCCUGAUUUUGAUCUGGAAAUGUCCAAUAGCUUUUAUUUAAUGUGGAAAAAGAACACAGAAAUAAAUUAUUUGAUUUUUUUAAUGCUGUAA
Molecule: messenger RNA, 5238 nt
Organism: Scophthalmus maximus (turbot)
Lineage: Eukaryota; Metazoa; Chordata; Actinopteri; Pleuronectiformes; Scophthalmidae
Gene: naa30
Product: N-alpha-acetyltransferase 30, NatC catalytic subunit
Exons: 4
Coding region: 230-1417 (395 amino acids)
Biological process (GO): N-terminal peptidyl-methionine acetylation
Cellular component (GO): NatC complex
Molecular function (GO): protein-N-terminal amino-acid acetyltransferase activity
Source: RefSeq, a predicted model, not a curated record